AUGUUGUGCUUCCUGUUUGGCAGCGUUCUGUCCCAUGUGCCUGCCUGUGUCUAUAGAACUUUAAGGUGUGCUCCCCUACUGCAGGAGUCAGGCUCCAUCUUCCUCCAGUUCAGCUCAUCCACCAGCCUCCAGCUGGAGGUCAUCUUCAAAAUACUAGAGGAGUACGACUGGACCACCUUCUCAGUGGUGUCCACCCGUCACCAUGGCUACCAGGACUUCCUGUCGGUGGUGGACGGCCUGACGGAGGACGGCUUGACGUUAUCGCUGGGAAAGAAGAGCGUGGUCAUGCUGAACGUGACGGAUGACCCGGGAGGGGGUACGCGCAGGCUGCUCAAGGAGAACGAGGCGCAGGUACGUCUGCUCUACUGUUCCCAGGAGGAGGCCGAGCUGGUGUUUAAGCAGGCAGCCUGGGCCGCAGGUCAGGCUGGACCCUCUCACAUGUGGUUCGCUGUGGGGCCAGCCCUGUCCGGCCUUGGCAUGGAGGGUCUCCCCAGGGCCCUGUUCGCCGUGCGUCCACAGGGCUGGAAGGACAAGCCCCGCAUGAGGAUCGCCCGGGGCGUGUCCAUACUGACCCACGGAGCGGUGGCACUGCGCCGUGACUAUGGGGCCUCUGGAGGGCCAAACUUUGUCACCAACUGCAUGACGGAAGCCAAUCAAACACACAGGGUGCGGGGGAGGAUGAGGUAUUUCAGCAACAUCACGUUGGGUGGCAGAGACUACUCUUUCGACAGUGACGGUUACCUGGCCAACCCCGUCCUAGAAGUAAUCUCCUAUACACCUGGCAAAGGCUGGGAGGAUGUAGGGAUGUGGGAGAACGGUAAGUUGGAUUUGGUUUAUCCAGCGUGGUCGCGUUACGGUCCAUUCCUCCAACCGCCUGAUGGCGCACAGCACCUGCGCGUGGUCACUCUGGAGGAACGUCCGUUUGUCAUCGUGGAGCUGGCUGAUGCCGCCUCCAACACCUGCAUCAGAGACUCUGUACCCUGCCGACGACCCCUCAACGCCAGGUGGUGGGACAGCGAGCAGAUAGGCCAUCGGAUCCCUCACCAUCAACGAGGAGAGGUCAGAGGUCGUGGAUUCUCGUCCCCUUCGUGGAGACGGGCAUCAGGUCAUGGUUCCGUAGCAACGGACCGUUCACCCUCUGCCUUCCUGGCUCUGACACAGAGUCAGUGUGUGGUGGGACCGUAUGAAGGAAAGGCAGGAGGCUCUACGUUCACCAUAGGAAAGUCUGUGUGGUUGCUGUGGGCCAUUGUGUUCAAUAACUCGGUCCCAGUGGAGAACCCCAGAGGAACCACCAGUAAGAUCAUGGUGCUGAUCUGGGCCUUCUUCGCUGUCAUCUUCCUGGCUUCCUACACAGCCAACCUGGCUGCCUUCAUGAUCCAGGAGGAGUACAUAGACACUGUGUCUGGACUCUCAGACAAAAAGGUAAACAUAGAAGAAUGA
Molecule: messenger RNA, 1440 nt
Organism: Salvelinus sp. IW2-2015
Lineage: Eukaryota; Metazoa; Chordata; Actinopteri; Salmoniformes; Salmonidae
Source: RefSeq, a predicted model, not a curated record